AUGGAUUUGGAGGUUCGGAAGCAGCAGGUUCGGUUCAUGGUUCUAGGCCAGGUGGUGUACCUCUCUCCCCACUCCACCGUGGAGCAAGCAAAGCUGAAAUGCAGUUCCACCAUCAGAGUGCUUCCCGUGACGACUGCGCUUGGAGGCGGAAAGGAGAAGGCAAAGGCCAAAGAGGGAGGUGACGAGGGUGUGACUGGCCAUGUCUCUGCACCUGUUGCGAACUUGCUUCCUGCUGCGGCUGCUCCUCGUCAUCCUCCUCCUGCUACUCCCGCUGCUGCACCUUCUGCUGCCAAGCCUCCUGCCACGGCUGCUCCGGUUGCUACACCUGCUGCUGCGAAGCCUCCUGCCGUGGCUGCUCCGGUUGCCACACCCGCUGCUGUUGCUGUCAGCAGGCCACGUGGGAUUGACUACAGCAAGUGGGACCGCACUGGAUCCAGCUGUGAUGAGGAAGAGGAGGAGGAGGAAGAGGAGGAGGAGGAGGAGGAGGAGGAGGAGGAGGAGGAGGAGGAGGAGGAGGAGGGGACGAGGAGGAGGAGGAGGAGGAGGAGGAGGAGGAGGAGGAGGAGGAGGAGGAGGAGGAGGAGGAGUCACCGAAGGCGGACAGUGGCACAGGAGGGAGCACUGGUGGAAGGGGAACUGUUGGUGUAG
Closterium sp. Yama58-4 is the source of this 648-nucleotide messenger RNA. Lineage: Eukaryota; Viridiplantae; Streptophyta; Zygnematophyceae; Desmidiales; Closteriaceae. The record is from the annotation of a GenBank genome assembly.